CCAGUGAAUUGCAGCGAUUUCAAGGACUGUAUUAAUUGUACAUCCUUUACAAAUCUCUCAAAUGCCAAUUUGAGCUGCCUGUGGACGAUCUGUGAAGGUAGAGUGGAGAAAUGUGUCAGUUCAUUGGAGGCAUCAAAAAAUUGCACAAACCUGACUACAUGUGAAGCCCUUCCAAAUAUUACAGCAGCUCCAACUCCUACUUCACCGGCCAAUACUUCAAGCAUGUUGACUUCAGUCCCUGCAACCAUAACUUCAACUUCUGCAAUUGCCAAUUCUUCAAACUCUUCUACUUCAGUUCCUGUCACGCAAAUUAGCUCUCUGGCACCCAAUGCCACCAGCCUUGGUACUACAGCAGGUACACCUAAUGGGACGACUCCAGUACCACCUCCGCCCUCUAAGAAAUCUACCUUUGAUGCAGCAAGUUUCAUUGGGGGAAUUGUACUUGUGCUUGGAUUGCAAGCUGUAAUCUUUUUUGCUGUGAAGUUCUGCAAAACUAAGGAUAGGAACUACCACACGCUCUAAGCACCUCCCUGCUGGACCACAAUAUUUUGGCUGUUGCUUACAUUGUUGGUCCGCUCUGUAGGUUAAGUUUCAGGAGAAAACACUAUUCUUUAGAAUUAGCCAUAUCUUUAAUGGUGUGCGUGGUUUAACUUUUUUGAUUUUAAGUUUUGACUUGCCAUUUGUUCAAUGGGCUUGUAAACUUUAAUUGAUCCAAACACGUGGGCACAUGAUUGAUUUUGGGGGAGGGAAGACAGCCAUGCCUUAAAUAAAUGUGGCCUUAUUCCUGCUAAAGUUUUGACCAUGGAAUAUGGGCCUCUGUCAAAUAAACUAGAGUUCUUAUUCACAAAGUAUUUCUCUUUUAGAUUUUUCAGUGUUAAAAUGGUUGAUUUGUAAUCCAGGGCUGCCAACUGGGCUGAUUACUGUAACAAAUUACAGUAAUGUAAAUGAUUUUUAGUGAAUGUUCCAAAGUGAAUUACAUUUUAGAUUAUUUGCACUAGAUCCUGAUUUAGUUUGCCACUUUUAGUUCAUAUCUCCAAAGUAAAAAAAGAAAAAACUCCAUUUUCAGUAGUGAUCUUGGUUGUGUGUUUUGCAUGAAUGGGUGUUAAAUCAGAACGCAUGUUAUCCACUUUUUUAUUUGGGAUUUACUGUUGGAGAUUUGGAGGAUUGAUUUGGUUCCAGUAUUUUCCCUUGCCAUUGGCUCUUGUGAAAUACUGCAUGUUGUGGUACAUUGAAGAUUUCUGCAUUGUGAAUAUAGUACUUGCAUUCUGUUUACAUUUGUGUAAUGUGGAAGAAUAGAGCAGAUUAUAUGCAAGAAGGAUUUUGUUUUCUUUGAGCAGAAUCACUAAAGUUGGUAGCUCUCAGUGACAUUAAUGUGAAAAAUUUAACAUCUUAGCUUGAGAUUAUUCUGUAAAAUUGGAAGACAAUCAUUUCACAUUAAAUUUCUAAAUCUUGAAGUGUAUAAUGCUGUUUAAUUCUGGGGUUGGUUAAGUGCUUUAUGUUGUAAAUGAUUUGAUCAGUUGUGUACAAUAACUUCACAGUAAUUACUCUAUGGAGCAAUAUGCUCUUGUACAUCUUAAAAAUGAAAGCAAUUGAAAUGUGGAUAAUAACUGGGAAAGUUGCUGCAUUCAGGGUAAACAAAAGUGAUGGUGUAUAAAAUUACUAACCUGAGGCAGAUAAUUUGAACAUGGACAGAAUGAUUGUCCAGAUUUUUUUAUUUGGUGACCAAUAAUUGUGUUUGAAAUGCAAGAUAUAUUCUGGUCUAAUUAAUCCUCCCCUCACCUUCCAUAAACUUGCAAAGUAGAAUCCAAAGCUUUGAAAAAAUUGUGCCUCCGCAUCUACCUUAAAGUAGGUGCAUAGUGACUGCUUCCGAGAUCAAAACUUCAGAUUCAGUUUUUGAAAAUGACCUAAAAUUCUUCUCUCUCCUUUUUCCCCCAGUCUCUCCCACCUGUCCGAAAUAUAAUAAGCUGCAUAGAAAUCAGACUUGCUCUGGGUAUAAUGCAAGUGGAGUGCUGCUUAAUUGGCCAUCAAUAUUUGGGUAACCUGAGUAGUUUUUGAAUGCUUCAGAUAAACAGCACUAGCUAAAUUGUAUGUUUCUUGUAUAAGUGUUCUGUUUGAUGUAUUGAAUACUAAAAUUUGCUUUAUCAAUAUCUUGUAAUAUCCAAGCUAAUCUCAAGUGCUCUAACUUAUCUUUUUAUGGACAUUAUCUUGUCUCAUUGCUGCACUUGCAUUUGUUUUGUCUGUCAUCUAAAACCAAAGGGAUUCUUAUUUUGUUAUUUGUGCAGCUACACACCUUUGCAUUAAAUUAACAAAGCUUUAGUUAAACUGCAGUAUGUGGACUUAAGUAACCUACUUGGGCAUAACAAGACUAAGUUGCAUUCAGCUGCAAGGGGCCUUGUUGCUGUACCAUGUUUUUCACAUGCUUUAAUUUAUUGCACUGAAAUGUUCACUGCACCCUCAGUACCUUGAAGUUGUAGCUGCAGACUGUAUUACUGUCCUCUUGUUUCAGGUGCUCAAGAUUUGCACUACAUCUAGGCUGUGCAAUUGAGAAUUGAAUUCAGGUUAAAGUGCCUUAAAGGAUACUUUGUAAGCCAUUGACUUGAAGUAUGGCCAAAAAUGUAAUUGGAGGGCAGGGGAGAUGAGAAAGAAAGUGUUUAAUAUUAUGUUUUGGAAGUGCUUCGUUCAGAACUCUGCUGCCUUCACUUGCCAAAGUGUGAUGUAAUGUAAAAGCUGAAGUUUUCUUUUUGGGUGCCUGCUUUACCUGUAAUGUUGUGAAAUGUUGUUACACCCCACAAUAUCUCUGAACAGUGUGCAACCAUACCAACCAAUAAAUUUCAUGUUUUA
Molecule: messenger RNA, 2841 nt
Organism: Rhincodon typus (whale shark)
Lineage: Eukaryota; Metazoa; Chordata; Chondrichthyes; Orectolobiformes; Rhincodontidae
Product: sialomucin core protein 24-like
Exons: 6
Coding region: 223-522 (99 amino acids)
Cellular component (GO): cytoplasmic vesicle
Source: RefSeq, a predicted model, not a curated record